GAAAGGUAAUAAAGAUAAAGCAGAUCAAAAUCAAAUAUGUGAUUUUAUGAUAUCCUUUCAUGACAGAUUACCUAAAUGAUGCAUGCUUUGACAAGGCAGUUUGGAGCUAAUAGCAAGAAAGAUCAUACAAUUGUUUCUGUAACUGCAUAAAGACAUUCCAGAAAGGCUCCGGUCAUCAUUCAGUAAAGCAUUUUUCCUUACAAAAGAUUCUAAACAUAGAGACCCGAAAUGGAUGCUAUUAUUACCAUAUUCGCAAGGAUUGGAUAUUAUCUGACAACUCCAGUCGGAAAUCGACUGAGCUAUCUCUAUGAUUAUCGUAAGAUUGUAAAGAACCUGCAAGAGCAAGUUGAGGAGUUGAAUGACGUGAGAAUGGAUGUAGAGCAGUCUAUCAAUGAAGCCAAAAGAAAUGGCAAAGUUAUCAAGGUUACUGUCAGCAAAUGGUCGGAAGCUGUUGAGAGCACCAUAGCUGAAACAGAUUCGUUAAUUCACAAAGUUAAUUUGGACAAGAGAUGUCUGAGAGGUUGCUUUCCUGACUGGAUUGCGCGUUAUCAGUUGAGCAAGGAGGCAAUCGAAAAAACAGCGAUUGUAAUGGAACUUCAAGAAUUGCAGCCCAGAGAAGAUAUAUACAUCACAUUGCCCCCCCUGAAUAUUGAAAUCCUUCCAGAGCACUUAACACCAGCUGAAAACUGGGCUGAGCUUGUCACUUUAGGAGCAAGCACAUCAACCACGAAUGAGAAAAGCAGAGCUGAAGAUGUUAUUUCAGGAGCAAGCACAUCAACUCUUAAUCAGAAAAGCAGGUCUGAAGAUGUCAAUUUUGGAGCAAGCACAUCAAUUCUGAUUGAGGUUAGCGGGGCUGGAGAUGUUACUUCGGGAGCAAGCACAUCAACUCUGAAGCAGAAAAGCAGGGCUGAAGGUGUCACUUCAAUAGCCAGCACAUCAGUUAUGAAUGAGAAAAGCAGGGCUAAAGAUGCCACUUCAGGAGCAAGUGCAUCAGUAACCAGUGUGAAAAGAAAAGCUGAAGCUGUCACUUUCGGAGCAAGUAAACCAACUGUAAAUGAGAACGUUGUCCUGCAAAAGAAAACAGUUAGUGAGAUCAUUGGUCAGCGGAGAGGAUUGGUAAAUCAGAUUAUUUCCCACCAAAGAGAAGCUGUGGAUCAGAUCUUUGAUGCAUUGCAGGAUGACAACUGUGCAAUCAUAGGAAUGUACGGGAUGGGGGGCAUGGGUAAGACGACUCUGGCAAAGGAAAUUGGUAGGAUGGCUGAAACUAGUGGCCUUUUCAAUAAGGUGAUUUUUGCUGUUGUUUCGCGAAAUAUAGAUGUGAGAAAAAUUCAAGGUCGAAUUGGGGAUAUGUUAGGUCUAUAUUUCCAGGAGGAGAGUGAAAUGGGAAGAGCUGGUCGGCUUUUUGAAAGGCUAACUACCCAGGAAAGAAUCCUGCUUAUAUUGGAUGAUGUUUGGAAUUUUGUUAAUUUCAAAGAAAUUGGAAUUCCUGUCAAUUUUGAGGGCAAGGGUUGUAAGAUUCUGAUUACUACUCGUCAAAGAAAUCUAUGCAGCAUGACAAGAUUUGAUACUGGUGAAUUUCCAAGAAACACCAGCCACCCAGUUAAUGACCGGCGAGUCAAAGGACAACCAGCCCAGUCAGAAUCACACCAAGCAGAGAGCUGCAAGUCACACCGCUACUGCGAGAAAAGUGCGAACGGUGACCAGUUUCACAACAGGAGCAAACGUUUCAUUAUAAUCAAUGCCCUCAACUUGGCGAUUGCCAAGAACGACCAAUCUGGCCUUGUACCGUUCGAUAGUACCAUUAGAAUGGUACUUGAUGCGAUAAACCCAUUUACAACCAAUGGACUUCUUGCCAGGAGCACUAUGGGGCUUAGAAAAACAAUGGAAAUUCCAUUGAGACUCUUGUCAGAUGAUGAAUCCUGGAACCUGUUUAAAACUAACGCAGGGUCAUUGGCUGAUACAUUUUCUCCCCAACAAGAUGAUGUCGCCAUGAAGGUUGCUAGAGAAUGUUGUGGGCUCCCAUUGGCACUUGUAACGGUUGGGAGAGCACUGAGAAACAAAGAUCUGGAGCUUUGGAAAGCUGCACUUCAGCAACUAAAGAAGUCCAAACCAUUGAACAUCAACUGCAAUGAAGAAAAAAACAUUUUCUCAUGCCUAAAGUUGAGCUACGAUCAGCUGCAAAGUGAGGACGCUAAAGAAUGUUUUCUAUUGUGUUGCUUGUUUCCUGAGGAUCAUGAUAUAAAAAUUGAAGACAUAGCCAGCUAUGGACUGGGAAAAGGAAUGUUUACAGAUGUAGACACAAUGGAGGAAGCAAGAAGAGAAACACGAUGGAUAAUCAGAAACCUUACUGACUGUUGCUUGCUUCUGGACAGCAGUACGGAAGAUUCUGUAAGAAUGCAUGAUAUGGUUCGUGACUUUGCCAUAUCAAUUGCAUCUACAAGGGAACAUGGUUUCGUCAUAAAAGCAGGUCUUGGCUUGAAGGAGUGGCCAAAUCAGGAGACUCUUGAACGCAAUGCAGUAAUCAUUUCUCUGAUGACUAAUCAUAUUCAGUCACUUCCUGAGCGCCUAAUUUGUCCCAAGCUCGAAAUUUUGUUGUUGGGGGAAAAUGAGGUUUUUGAGAUAAUACCAGAGGGAUUCUUUCUAGGGAUGCCAACGCUCAGGGUGCUGGAUUUAAGUGAAAAAAUUGGUGCUCGCUCUCUAAAUCACUAUUUUGAACCAGACAAAUGGACCUCAAUGCUGUCCAGUUCCUUCAAACUUCCCUCCUCGUUUGAAGCCUUGGUGAACCUUCGGACUUUGCAUUUAAAUCACUGCAAGUUGGAUGAUGUAGCAGUCCUUGGAAAAUUAAAAAGACUUGAGGUUCUAAGCUUCUAUGGAUGUGAUAUUGAAGAAUUACCAAAGGAGAUUGGAGAAUUAGUCAACCUGAGGUUGUUAGACCUCAACUUCUGCCAAAAGCUCAAGACUGUUCCGGCAACCCUGUUAUCGCGUUUGUGUCAAUUAGAAGAACUCUACAUGUGGGAGAGUUUUCAUCAGUGGGCGAUUCAAGGGAUGGUUGAAGACACAAGUAAAGCAUGUCUUUCAGAAAUAACAUCCUUGUCCCACUUGACUACUUUAUGUAUUCAAGUAUCCAAUCCUGAAUCGGUUCCCAGAAAAUUGCAUAUACCUAACGUACAAAAAUUUGAGAUAGUUAUUGGUAAAGGGUAUGAUUCAGUGACAUGUUACCCAAACUCAAGAAGCCUGUCACUCCGAGAAAUUAAGACUUCAAUACCUGAAGGAGUGAAGGACAUACUUCAGAACACAGAAGAUUUGAGACUUUUCUGCUUGUAUGAUGAAAUGAUAAGGAAUAUUUUAGAUGUUGAUCUGAGGACCUUAAACAACUUAAGAUAUCUUAAGGUCGUUGCUUGUAUGGAAACCUCGUUUUUGUUAUCCAUGAACCAAUCUGCAAGUGAUGCCCCUGCAAUCUUGGCAGCUUUGGAAAGUUUACAUCUUCAACUUAUGAACGAAUUGUUCGUUAUAUGUCCAAAAUUACUUCCAGUUGGUUCGCUGCACAAGUUAAAGUUUUUAAAACUUCAAAGUUGCAAGCGGAUGUGGGUAGCAAUCACUGCCACAUUACUCCAGAGGCUACUGAGUUUGGAAGAAGUUGAAGCAACAUGGUGCAAGCAAAUGUCGAGUGUAUUUGACCUUGGCAACAUUAGUUCUGAGAAUCAACAGUUCCUUCUGUCUAAUCUUAGAAUUAUAAGGUUACACGGUCUGGAGAGUUUGAGAACCAUAUGGAAAGGAGGGGUAAAACCACUUCCUCCUUCAGUGCGCCUUGUAAAACUAACAGUGGUUGAGCUCAGCAGCUGCGGGAGCCUAAAAGUUAUCUUUCCAUAUUCCAUUGCUCAAAAUCUACUGCAACUGGAAGUUCUUAAGAUAAACUGGUGCAACAAGUUAGAAAGAAUUGUCGAGAAGAGGCCAGAAGUAUCAGUUGAUCAAUAUCAGCUUGCUUGUUUUCCAAACCUUAGGAUUAUUGAGGUGAGUGAAUGCUCAAGACUGAGAAAGCUGUUUUCAGUUGCUGAGGCUCGAUAUCUUCAACAGCUCAAAGAAAUAAACAUUAGCAGCUCAUGA
Messenger RNA from Coffea arabica (coffee), 4104 nucleotides. The record is from RefSeq and is a predicted model, not a curated record. NCBI's taxonomy places the organism in Eukaryota, Viridiplantae, Streptophyta, Magnoliopsida, Gentianales, Rubiaceae.